Closterium sp. NIES-65 is the source of this 3258-nucleotide messenger RNA. Lineage: Eukaryota; Viridiplantae; Streptophyta; Zygnematophyceae; Desmidiales; Closteriaceae. The record is from the annotation of a GenBank genome assembly.
AUGGCGCGAGACGCGGGGAGAUUGAGCAGCAUUAGUAGGUCGUUCUCGGUCGCUGACGUGGCAGCAUCACCGAACGAUCCCAUGGACUAUGACGACCUUCCCGAGACCGCUCGUUAUUAUCACACGCUUAUUCAGAACGUUCUGGCAGAAGCGCCUCGCGUAGCGCUUUUCGAGCACUCCCGUUACACUCACGCCGACCUUUUGAAGCACGCCGACCGUUUGAGUCACGCCGACCGCUCGAGUCGCGUGAAUCGCCGCGCGCUGCAAGCUCUGCAGAACGUGACGCUCGCCCCGAACCGCACGCGUCGCAAGAACCCUCUCGACGGCCUUAACUACUACACGGGCGGUUGGAACCCCAGCAGCAAGGACUACUGGGCGUCGGUCAUGUGGUCAGUAAUAUACGCGCCGCUGCUCGGCCUACUCUGGCUCAUCCUGGGCCUCGGGAUUCUCGGAUUUUCCCUGCUCACCUGCCUGUGUUGUCGCGACAAGUGGACCGAAAUGAGGGACCCUGCAUACGCCAAGUACACCAACAAGGACCUCUGGGUGCCGCUCGGCUUCAUGCUCCUCGGGAUUGUCGCCGUGCUGGUCGGAUUCUCUGUGAUGAUCGCAGGGGGCGUGCAGCUGAGGAACCGAGUGCACAAGGUGACGGACUUUAUCACCGAGACGGUUGACUUCACGGCCAGCGUCGUCUUCAACCUCUCCCGCAUCGUUGAGACCAGCGCCUCCAUCAACAUCGCCAACACCGUCGUCCCACCUGCUAAGAAGGCGGACAUACAGAGCAAAGCAAGGGUGGCCAAUCAGACGGCCACCGAGCUGGAGGCCAAGACGGCGGAUGGCAUCGUCAUCAUCAAUGACGCGCUGCGAGUAGUCACGCUGACAUUCUCCAUCUUAGGCUGUAUCAUCACCGCUCUCUGCAUCUUAGCCCUCUUGUUUUCUCUUCUCAAAUGGGCCGUCGCAUCCAAUGUCAUCGUCACUAUAAUAUGGGUGGUGGUCUUCUUUACUUGGUGCACUACAGCCGGUUUAAUUAUUGCAUAUCUGGUGAAUGGUGAUACCAACGUGGCGCUGGAAGAGGUGCAGCAGUCCCCCACCAUGGUCAGCGCCAUGGACAAGUACCUGCACUGCAUCCCCAGCGACCAGAUUGCCAAUACCACUCGCUACGCGCGCUACACUACUGCCACCGCGCUCACCGUCGCCAACACGUCUGUCACCACCAACGCUCCUAAGCUGUUUGACCUCCUUGGUGUUCCGGGCGGCCUCUGUGUGCCGUACGGCCCGCCUCCAGACUACACACGCAAUGCGAGCUACUGCGCUGACAGCACCACCAAGACCAUCACCUUCCCGAGUUUGGUGGAUGCACUGGCAAGAACGGUCAACAGCAGCGAGAUUGUGCCGGAUGCGGUAAAGAACGACCUCACUGCUGCUGCCACAACGCUCUCUCUGCUCGAGUCCACCAUCCCCAACGUCCUCUUUCUCGCCAACUGCUCCUACGUCGCCGAGAUAGCCCAGUUUGCAUUGGGCGAGGUUCAGGCGAUGGUAACGGAUUUCCAGAUGCUGUGGAUUGGUUUCCUGGUCAUCACCAUCGCCUGCAUGAUGCAGGCCCUCUCCAUGCCUAUCUACGUCUUCCGAGCCGUCAGGAUCGGCCACAGGCUCGGCGACGACGAAGCCGAGGGGCUCUACAAGGCUUCAGCUGUUCCAGUUGCAUACCCUGCAGGGGUCCGUCAUGUGGUUGGUGGUUUGCGCGCCGCUGCUCAGGCUGCUCUACUUGCCGCUGUUUUGUUCCUGAACCUUACACCCCUCCCCACCCCUCCCCGCUCCGACCCGCUCCCCCAGUCCGUGUCCGUGGUGUGGUCGGUGGUGUACGCGCCGCUGCUCGGCCUUCUCUGGCUGAUCCUGGGCCUCGGGAUUGUCGGAUUCUCGCUGCUCACCUGCCUGUGCUGUCGCGACAAGUGGACCGAAAUGAGGGACCCCAAAUACGCCAAGUACACCAAGAAGGACCUCUGGGUGCCGCUGGGCUUCAUGCUCCUCGGGAUUGUCGCCGUGCUGGUGGGAUUCUCUGUGAUGGUGGCAGGAGGAGUGCAGCUGCAUAACCGCGUGAACACGGUGACACAGUACGUGACGGAGCAGGUGGACUUCACGGCCAGUGUGAUCUACAACCUCUCCAACAUCGUGGAGACGAGCUCCUCUAUCACCAUCGCCAACGCCGUCAUUCCCGCUGACAAGAAGGCGGACAUUGAAGCCAAGGCAAGGAAAGCAAACGAGACAGCCACAGAGCUGCAAGCCAAGACAGCGGACGGCAUCAACCUCAUCAACAACGGCCUGCGAGUCCUUUCCAUUACCUUCUAUGUCAUUGGAUGCGUUAUCACUGCCCUUUGCAUCCUCGCCUUACUGUUUUCUCUUCUCAAAUGGGUCGUGGCUUCCAACAUCUUUCUCACUCUAAUCUGGGUGGUGGUUUUCUUGACUUGGUGCAUGACAGCUGGUUUACUGAUUGCAUACCUGGUCAACGGUGACACCAGUGUGGCGUUGGAGCAGGUGCAGCAGUCCCCUACAAUCAGCAGCGCCAUGGACAAAUACCUUCAUUGCAUCCCCAACGAGAAGCUCUUGAAUGCCACUCGCUACGCGCGUUACACCGCUGCCACCGUGCUCACCACUGCCAACACCUCAGUUGUCACCAACGCUCCCAGGCUAUUUAAGAUUCUCCGUGUGCCGGGCGGCAUCUGUGUGCCGUACGGCCCGGCGCCCAAUUUCACGCGCGACACAAACCUCUGUGUUGACGGCACCAUCCUCUUCCCGGAUUUUGUCAACAUGCUCAUGACGACAGCCGGCAGCUCAGUGCUGGUGCCUGAGGUGGUGAGGAACGACCUCACAGCCACGGCACAGACGCUCGCGCUGCUCGAAUCCACCAUCCCCAACGUGCUUACCCUUGUGGACUGCUCCUAUGUCGCCAACAUUGCCAAGUUUGCAAUGUCGGAGGCACAGGCGAUGAUAACCAAUUUCCAGAUGCUGUGGAUUGGCUUCCUGGUCAUCACCAUCGCCUGCAUGAUGCAGGCCCUCUCCAUGCCUAUCUACGUCUUCCGAGCCGUCCGGCUCGGUGACAAACUCAGCGACGCCGAAGUUGAGGGACUGUACAAGGCUUCAGCUGUCCCAGUCGCAUACCCAGCAGGUGGGGAGGGCGAGGGCCAGAUGCCAAUGAACGAGCCUAGCUUUGCAGAAGGCUCUGACAACUCGUAUGCGGGUGAGAGCGGUGCCGGUUAUAAGUAA